AUGGCUGCAAGAGCAUUCACCGCUGGCCCUAUUGCAUUUGAUAACACAACCACCACAGCAAUUCUUCAGUACAAUGGGAACUACACUCCAUCUUCGUCCCCUUCAUUUCCUGCCCUUCCCUACUAUAAUGAUACCUCCUCAGCUUAUAAUUUCAUUUUUUCACUUAGAAGCUUGGUUAGUGAAAAUCAUCCAGUUUAUGUCCCUAUACACUUGAAAAAAAGAUUGGAAUCAACUAUUGCAAUAAAAACUUUUCCAUGCUACCCAAAUGGUACAUGUCAGGGACCAAAUGGGACUCGGUUGGCUGCAAGCAUGAACAACAUAAGCUUCGUUAUCCCCCAAAGAUUCGAUAUUUUGGAAGCUUAUUAUUACCAUAUCAAUGGGGUUUACAAGAAGAAUUUUCCUAGUUUCCCACCGUUUGUGUUCAAUUUUACUGAAGACUAUCCACCUUUGUACCUGAACACACCAAAAAGGGGGACUGAAGUGAAAGUACUGAAAUAUAACUCUACGGUUCAGAUGGUUUUGCAAGGCACAAAUUUGGUUGCAGGGUUGGAUCAUCCCAUGCACCUCCAUGGGUUCAGUUUCUAUGUUGUGGGGUGGGGGCUUGGCAAUUUUGACAAACAUAACGACACCAAGAAUUUUAAUCUUGUGGACCCUCCUUUUCGUAACACUGCUAUAGUUCCCAGGAAGGGCUGGAUUGCCGUCAGGUUCAAGGCAAGCAAUCCUGGAGUUUGGUUCAUGCACUGCCAUUUGGAUCGCCACCUUACAUGGGGCAUGGACAUGGCGUUUAUUGUGAAAAAUGGCAAGAGCCCACAAACAAGUCUACUACCACCACCACCAGACAUGCCACCUUGUUGA
This is a messenger RNA of Ilex paraguariensis (yerba mate), 855 nucleotides long. NCBI's taxonomy places the organism in Eukaryota, Viridiplantae, Streptophyta, Magnoliopsida, Aquifoliales, Aquifoliaceae. The record is from the annotation of a GenBank genome assembly.